Sordaria macrospora k-hell is the source of this 2748-nucleotide messenger RNA. NCBI's taxonomy places the organism in Eukaryota, Fungi, Ascomycota, Sordariomycetes, Sordariales, Sordariaceae. The record is from RefSeq and is a predicted model, not a curated record.
AUGAGGCUGGAUGUCAAGGCAAGUUCACACAGGCUUCGUGCUUGCACCACCAUGGCUGUGUCACCGAGAGACAUUCGAACAGCAGGAUGUUGCAACCUGGCGCACUCGCACCUCUCGGCUUUCGCCUGGGAUCUUGCAGUUGCCCCUAUUCUGCCUGCUGUUCCGGCACCUCGACGGCCAGCUCCAUUGCGCCGACACCGCCAGUUGUUUGCCCGCUCCGAGCGAGUCAAGGGCAUCGACUUCCAUCCUACCGAGCCAUGGAUUCUGACGACCCUCUACAGCGGCCACGUCUAUAUCUGGUCAUACGAGACACAACAAAUCGUCAAGACCUUCGAGCUUACUGAUGUCCCCGUCCGCGCUGGUCGCUUCAUUGCGCGAAAGAACUGGAUCAUCUGCGGUUCCGAUGACUUCCAAAUUCGAGUCUACAACUACAACACGAGCGAAAAGAUCACAUCCUUCGAGGCGCAUCCCGACUACAUCAGAGCCAUUUGCGUCCAUCCUACACAACCCUUCGUCCUUACCGCUAGUGAUGACAUGACGAUCAAGCUUUGGGAUUGGGAGAAGGGAUGGAAGAACGUGCGGGUAUUCGAGGGCAACUCACACUACGUCAUGUCCCUCGCCAUCAACCCCAAAGAUACCAACACCUUUGCUUCGGCAUGUUUGGACAGGACAGUCAAGAUCUGGAGCUUGGGUUCCUCCACGCCAAACUUCCAGCUUGAGGCGCACGAGACCAAGGGCGUCAACCAUGUCGACUACUAUCCCCACAGCGACAAGCCCUACCUUCUCACAACUUCUGAUGACCGCACGGUGAAAGUAUGGGAUUAUACCACCAAGAGCUUGAUCGCCACUCUUGAAGGUCACACCAACAACGUGUCCUUUGCCUGCUACCACCCAGAGCUGCCCAUUAUCAUCUCUGGCUCGGAAGACGGCACGAUAAGGAUAUGGAACGCCAACACGUAUAGGUUCGAGCAAUCGCUAAACUACGGCCUGGAGCGCGCUUGGUGUGUGUCGUAUCAGAAGGGCAAGCAGGGUAUUGCUGUUGGUUUCGACGAUGGUUCAGUGGUCAUCAAGCUGGGCCGGGAAGAGCCCGCUGUGUCGAUGGAUGGUUCGGGCAAGAUUGUGUGGGCCAGGCACAACGAGGUUGUCUCUGCUGUGAUCAAGGGUGCUGAUGCCGAUAUCAAGGAUAACGAGCCCAUCACACUCACCACCAAGGAUCUUGGAACCGCCGAGGUCUAUCCCCAAAGUCUCAUCCACUCUCCCAACGGUCGUUUCGCGGCUAUUUGCGGCGACGGCGAGUACAUCGUUUACACGGCGCUCGCCUGGAGAAACAAGGCAUUCGGUCAAGCCCUCGACUUUGUGUGGGCUUCCAAGGAGUACUCAAGCACGAACGAGUUCGCCAUUCGCGAGUCUCCCACCAGCGUCAAGAUCUUCAAGAACUUUGAGAACAAGGUCGGCGGUCUUGACGUUCCCUUCGCUGCCGAUGGCCUUACCGGCGGUGUCCUUCUGGGUGUCAAGGGUCAAGGCGGCAUCUCCUUCUACGACUGGCGGACGGGUGGGCUUGUCAGACGCAUUGAGGUGGAGCCCAAGCAGGUGUACUGGAGCGAGAGCGGCGAGCUGGUUGCGCUUGCCUGCGAGGAUAGCACCUACGUCCUUAGGUUCUCGAGGGAGAACUAUAACGAGGCGGUCCAGGCUGGUCUUGUCGAGGAUGAUGGUGUUGAGGCUGCGUUCGAUGUCGUUACCGACAUCAGCGAGAGCAUCCGUUCGGCGGAAUGGUUGGGAGAUGUCCUGAUCUACACUAACAACACCAACCGUCUCAACUACUUGGUUGGUGACCAGACUUACACCAUCGCCCACUUCGACAAGCCCAUGUACAUCCUGGGUUAUCUCCAGCGUGAUGGUCGCGUCUACAUCACAGACAAGGAUCUUAAUGUCACCUCUUUCGCCCUCUCACUCCCCGUUCUGGAGUAUCAGACUCUUGUCCUCCGUGAGGAUAUGGAGACGGCUGCCGAGCUACUCCCAAGCAUUCCUGAGGAUCAGCUCAAUAAGAUUGCCCGCUUCCUCGAGGGACAGGGCCACAAGGAGCUCGCGCUUGAGGUGGCGACUGACCCUGAGCACAAGUUCGAUUUGGCGCUAUCGCUUGGCCAGCUCCACAUCGCCCUCGACAUUGCGCGGGAGACUGAUGCGGAUCACAAGUGGAAGACCCUUGGUGAUGCGGGUCUCGCUGCUUGGGAUGUUCCUCUUGCCACCGAGUGCUUCGUCAAGGCAAAGGAUCUCGGUUCGCUGUUGCUCGUCUACAGCUCGACGUCAGACCGCGAAGGACUUGCCAACCUCGCCAAGCAAGCUACAGAGGCCGGCGCGCACAACGUGGCCUUCAGCGCCAAGUGGCUCCUCGGCGACGUCGAGGGCUGCAUUGAGAUUCUCAAGAACACCAACCGUCUCUCGGAGGCUGUGCUCUUCAGCCAAACAUACAAGCCCAGUCUCACACCCGAACUGGUGGCGGCCUGGAAGGAGAGCCUGGAGAAACAGAAGAAGGGCCGUGUCGCCAAGGUGUUGGGCGUCCCUGGAGAGGACUCUGAGCUCUUCCCCGAGUGGGAUGAGUACCUGAGACUUGAACAGGAAGGACCUGCUGCUGGCAAUCUGAUUGAUAUCGAUGCCGAGGAGGCCCAAGAGGAGUCGCCGGUAGAAGAGGAGGUAGCUGAAGAGCAGGAAGAGGAGGCAGAGAAGGAGGUUGAGGCAGAGGAGGAGUAG